Messenger RNA from Vicia faba (fava bean), 1044 nucleotides. Lineage: Eukaryota; Viridiplantae; Streptophyta; Magnoliopsida; Fabales; Fabaceae. The record is from the annotation of a GenBank genome assembly.
AUGGUUAAUAUCGAAGUUGCUAUUGUGCCAAAUGCCCCAUUGCCUAUAUCUGUUGAAGAUGGAGAUGUAUCCAUGGUUGGUCAAGCAAUAGGAACAAUUGUGCCAUGGCCAACGAAACUUCUUGAAUUUGUUGCUGAAUGUGAAAAGAUUCCUGGUCAAUCCCAAAACAAAGGUAACAAUAUUCAACACAGUGUUGAAUAUUCAGUUUCAUCACCCAACAAAAGUAACAAAAAAUUCAAAAUCGAAGAGUCUCCUAGAGUUGGCGGUUCAGCUGGUAUUGCAAAUUUACCUUUCCUUGAUAUGUAUGUGAAAAAGAUGAUGAGGGUUGGAUCAUUAAUUCAAAUAAAAAUGGAGGAAAGUAUAUUUGGUGAGGAGUUUUUAGAGCAACUACGUGUAGAGAGUAUAAAGGAGAUUCUUGAUCACAAUUGGUUAAGUGCAUCUAUUAUCAUUGUAUUUUCCAGGUAUUUGUAUGACAAGUUUAUUAGUCCAAAUGGAUUAAUAAAUAAGUUCUCUUUCAUAUCUCCACAUGUAUCACGGGAGGAUAAUCUAGGAAAUGGUAUAGCAAAAAUACUUUUGAAAGAUGAGGAGUUCAAGGAUAAGAUGAUUCUUGCACCUUGUAAUCUAGGGAAACAUUGGGUGUUGCUUGUCAUCAAUCUCAAUGCUGAGGUGAUAUAUUACAUGGAUCCGUUGAAUGGUGAGCCAACAAAACAUCAAAAUUUUAAAACAAAGUUUGAGAACGCUUUGCAAAUUUAUCGUGCUAAUAGUAGUUCUAAAGUGCCUAAAGUGUCAAAGUCAAAGAAAAUCUCAUGGCAAAAAAUAAAGUGUCCUCGUCAAAUUAAUGGCGUUGAUUGUGGAUACUUUGUAAUGCGAUUUAUGAAAGAGGUCAUCAUGGAAAAUGAAUUUAUGAUCCCCACAAAUUACUUUUUUGACCACAAAUGUCGUACCUACUCUCAUGAUAAGUUAACUGAGGUUAAGGAGGAUUGGGCUACUUAUGUGGUGGAUGAUGUUUUCGGAAAACAAGAAGCAAUUAUUUUGCCUAAUUAG